Patiria miniata (bat star) is the source of this 1924-nucleotide messenger RNA. RefSeq names its product mediator of RNA polymerase II transcription subunit 18-like. The coding region runs from base 117 to 743 and encodes 208 amino acids. Gene Ontology annotation, biological process: termination of RNA polymerase II transcription; regulation of transcription by RNA polymerase II. The transcript is spliced from 6 exons. Gene Ontology annotation, cellular component: core mediator complex; mediator complex. Gene Ontology annotation, molecular function: transcription coregulator activity. The record is from RefSeq and is a predicted model, not a curated record. Lineage: Eukaryota; Metazoa; Echinodermata; Asteroidea; Valvatida; Asterinidae.
GGGUCACCCCCAAAACAAAAACAUCGUGCGUGUGAAAGCGGAUGACUUUGUAACAACAAAAUCUUCAAAAUCUUCAUUAAUAGUUCUUCCACUAUUCACACAAACGGAUACGGACAAUGACUUCGUCACUCCCAGGCGUGAAUUUGAGUAAUUUAGCUUCAAGCAGUGUGCCCAGUUUGCAGGAAUUUGUCCUGCAAGGCAGCGUGGUUGACUCGGCUUGUGACGCCUUGCUGCACCGAUUGAGAGCCCUGUGCGAUAACGUGGACCGCGCGCCUGAGACGUUUCAAGAUCAUGAGAUGGUGUAUCUGCUCAGAACAAGUGGGCCAGGAAAUCCAGUGGUGUUACGUGCAAGGCAUGCACGAGAUCAACACAACAUGCCAUGGCAGCUGCGCUACCUUGGCCAAUCGGAUAUCAGUGAUAAGAGUAGACUUGUAACAGUCCGCAGUUAUCUGGAUUGUUCCACCUCGGAACAACUGCCUCAAUUCCUGACAGAUAUUGGAUUCAGGUUGGACCAUGAAUUUGUUGCCAAAGGUCACAUGUUCAGGAAAGGCAAAAUGAAAGUGACUAUCACCAAAAUAUUCAAGAUCUUAACGCCAGGCAAUUUGGAGGCUCUAGAACCCCUCUCCAUAUCUCAGCUUGUCGAGCUCAGUAUAAUAGCGCCCUCAGGGACAGACGGAAUCGGUGAAGACAUGAGAGCCUUUGCAGAACAGCUCAGACCACUUGUGAGCAUGGAAAAGAUUUGAUAUCCUCCCGAGUUGCCGCCUACCUAAAGGUCAAAGGUUAAACUACUCCAGUCAGAGUUCUCUGAAGACAGACAAGUUCCCUUCACACUGCUGGAACUAGUUGAUGGUUUUCAAGCUUGGGGAGAUUGUAAUUUGCGAAAAUGGACGUUGGACCAAAUUACUUCUGAACUGCUACCUUCUGCUUAGGUCGUGAGGAAAGUCAGGAAACAAAGACCUAUUGACUCUGUGCGCAAGUACCCCCUCAAUGGCUAACAGGAGAGAGUUGGGAGAGACCACUUGAACAGACAUUUGAUAACACAUUACCGUCGGUGCAGCACCUAAUGCUCACACGGAGAUACAACUGCUUUGUGCACACUCGGAAUUAUAUUAGACGUAUGUGCUUUGCAGCAUAGGCACGCGAACCGGUGCACGCAAGCAGUUUGCUUCCACCGGAGCUUUAGAAAAUGUUUAAAAAGCGCCCUCUGCUGUUCGUCCAUUGCCCAGCUCCCUGCAGUAUAUUGAUGAGACUGCCCCUUUAAGGGUCCUUAGACAGGUUGUACACGGCUGCUGAGAGUAACGGUUAGCAGAUUUGCUUGCAACAAUCAACCGUUGUGGAUUUGGAUAUAAGCCCCGCCCACAAGCCCCGCCCACAAGCCCCACCCACAAGCCCCACCCGUAAGCCCCGCCCAUAAGCCCUGCCCACAAGCCCCACCCACAAGCCCUGCCCACAAGCCCAGCCUACAAGCCCCGGCCACAAGCCCUGCGCAUGCCCACCUUCAGUUUUUGUACAUUUCUAUGAGUGCUGUUGAUCAGAGAUUCGGCAAGCUAUAGUUUUCACCUGACCAAUUGGUCAAUGUGCAUUGUUUGAUGGAAGGAUUCAUUUUCUAGAUGCCAGUUUUUUUUAAAGGAGAGCACAUAGACUGGAUACCUGUCCUGGUAUGUAUGAGCAGUCCUUCUGUUUUGAAGCCUGCGAUCGCACCCCCAUGCCAUCACACGCCUAUGCUUCCUGAGAAGUGUGAAUAAUCGCACGCCUGAAUCCCUCAGUACCGCACACCUCAGCAUACAUUUACGGCAUAAUUAUACUUCAUAAUUUGUGAAAAAUAAAGUAUGUCAAUGAAGAGAAAACGGCUUUAUUGUAAACCAAGAUGAAUAUUAUGAAAAAAAUACCAGAUUGUUCAGUCCCAGCUUGGACCAUAGAAUCA